Molecule: messenger RNA, 4265 nt
Organism: Oncorhynchus keta (chum salmon)
Lineage: Eukaryota; Metazoa; Chordata; Actinopteri; Salmoniformes; Salmonidae
Product: Krueppel-like factor 15
Exons: 3
Coding region: 434-1858 (474 amino acids)
Biological process (GO): regulation of transcription by RNA polymerase II
Molecular function (GO): RNA polymerase II cis-regulatory region sequence-specific DNA binding; DNA-binding transcription factor activity, RNA polymerase II-specific
Source: RefSeq, a predicted model, not a curated record
UCAUGUGACGGUAAUAUAGUACAACUACUCUGCCUCGCUGCUAAUCAGUCUGAACGGUUCUGGUAGGCAAGUCUCAAGGACAAACCAUGCAUUCGAGAUAGAGAUUCCCCAACAAAUGCAAAGGAAAUACAAUGCAUUGGGAUAAAAUAAGGGAUUUGUAAAUGCUUUAUUGAAUAAAGAUAUAUCCUGGCUGGAAACCUUGGAAUUAAAGUAUUUUCCUACCGAAGCAUUCUUCUUUUUUAUCCUGAGAGAGAACAACAGGUGUUUCUCAAUAUUUUUUCUGCGAAGCGUGACCUUGCUGUGGUGACCCCUUCUGGGGUUUAUUUGUUGACAGUUUCACGACAACAAGAGGAAUAACCCUAACAAACUGUAAUAUCAGUAAGACAAUUUUCAACACAAAGUGGAGUGACAUUCUCUUGGCCCAUAGCCAGGAAUGGUGGAUAACUUCCUAGUGAGCGGCGAGGAGACUUUCUUAACUUACGAUAGCGCCCCUUCGGUGUAUCACCUGUCUGACAUGGUGACGGAUGCAGGGACCUACCAGGUGAUGCCCUCGCCCUUCUCCGAGGAUGACCUGAGCGAGUCGUCAAGCCCUCGCUCCUGUUCUAGCCCCGACUCCCAAGUGCUCAGCUCCAGCUAUGGCAGCAGCUCCAGCGCCGGGAGUUCAGACAGCAUCCUGGACUUCCUGCUGUCCCAGACCUCCCUAGGCGGAGCAGGGACUGCGGCGGCCAUCCCCAUGUCACUGCCCACCUCUCUGUGGGACUCUCAGAGGGAUGAGCCAUCCCACCCUCAUCCAGAGGCCUUGAAGGAGGAGAGUGUGGAUUUCUCUGUCUGGUCCUUGGUGGACAUGGAGCAGUCAUCCUUCCAGCCCACAUUGGAGGAGAUAGAGGAGUUCCUGGAGGAGAACAUGGAGGUGGUGUCAUCCAUGAAGCAGGAGGCCCGGGAGGGGGCCCUGGGGCUGGGUCUGGAGGAGAUCAUGGGGUUGGGGGUGGGACUGGAAGUGUACAGGGAGUCCUCAUCCCCAGGGCCAAGGCUGGAGCCCGAGGCCAAGCAUUCAGACCAAACUGUGUUUACCGAGAAUGCCGCCACCACCACCGAGACCAAAAUCACACCGGCCUCGCCGGCACAGGAGUCCAUAGAAGGUCUGCACGAAGACAGGUCCAAGAGUGAUUCAUUAUCCACCAGGUUUGGGACAACAGAGAGCUUUGCAAACUGUGGCAGCAGUGGGAUGCCGGUCAUCCUGCAGAUCCAGCCCAUGCAGAUCAAAAAGGAACCCAGUUCCACGGCUCGUCAUCAUCCUCCCCAAGUCGUACAGCCUCCCCCUCAGCCGGCAUCAGACAUCAAAAUUGCCCAGCUGCUGGUCAACAUCCAGGGGCAGACCUUUGCCCUGGUUCCCCAGCUGCUGCCCUCCACCAGCCUUAAUGUCUCCUCCAAGUUUGUGCGCAUCGCUCCAGUGCCCAUUGCAGCCAAGCCCCUGGGCCUCGGGGAGGUGCUGGUUGGGCUCCAGGGCCAAGGGCUCCAUGUGGGGGGUCAGCAGUUUCAGAAGAACCCCGUGGCGGACCUCAUCAAAAUGCACAAAUGCACUUUCCCCAGCUGUACCAAGAUGUACACCAAGAGCAGCCACCUGAAAGCUCACCUCCGGAGACACACAGGGGAGAAGCCCUUUGCCUGCACCUGGCCAGGCUGUGGAUGGAGGUUCUCGAGGUCAGAUGAGCUGUCGCGACACCGGCGGUCGCACUCAGGGAUCAAGCCCUACCAGUGUCCAGUGUGUGAGAAGAAAUUUGCCCGCAGUGACCAUCUGUCAAAACACAUCAAAGUCCACCGCUUUCCGCGAAGCCGGACACUGCGCACAACAAACUGACCACACCCGGAUGACUCUUCAAUGGACACAGUCCAAAGGAGCACAGAAUGUGUGUCUGUGAGAUGGAAUUUGUGUUAAUGUGCUUGUGUGAGAGUGUGGUAUGACUUACGGGGGGAGAGAGAGAAAAAGAGCCAGAGAGAGAAAGAGCUAGAAAAAGAGGGGUCGAGAGAGCGCGAGCACGAGCACGAGAGAGCGAUGGCGAUGGAAGAUUUAUGUGUGUGCCUUGCCUUUUAGAGAGAUCUAUAACAGUGGUCUUGUGCUAUAAUUUAUUGUUGAAAGCAAAAGCAAAACCAACACGACACUUACCAUCUUCUCAGUAAUCAACGUUUCUUGAGAUUCUUAUUGCUGUUGGUAUUUCGUACUCUUUUUAUUUGUUUUUCUGUUCAGUCUUUAUCUUCUUUACAAUGAAAGAUUGUUUUCAUUUGAGAUGAAAUGUAUUAAUUGCUUCAGUAAUAGCCUUGCGUUUCUAUUUUACCUGGAUAUAACUGCCUUUUACCUUGUUAAGAAGUGCCAAUGUCUUUGACAUUCCUCAUCCAAGUCAGGUUGAAGUUUGCCUGGAAAUGUUCUCCUUGUUUUUUGCCUUGUCACUCAUAGCUCUUUGAGGGUAAAGAAUAGCUUACUCAUUCAUCACACUGUUGGUUCAAAGGGAGUGGCAGAGCGUAUUGGCAAUUCUGUACAUAAACUACUGAUAACAAAUAUGAACAUGUCGCUAUAAGCUACUGGGACUCUUCUCAAGUUCCAGAAAAACUUCCCCGGCUCAGAUUCUGAGACAAGGCGGAUGAAAGUAAAAGAACGGAACAAAGAAAGAAUUGCGCACAUUUAUGAUUGUUGAUUGUUUUAUGUGUAAAAAAAAAGCCUUCCAAUCAGUGUUAGAUUUUGUAUUCAGCUUUUUAUUCUAAACUCAUGUUGUGUAUUUGUUGGUCUUUUUCGUGUCAGUGGCUCAAGCCGUUCGUAAGACACUUGUCUGGCCUUAACCCACCACAGCAUCCUUACUAGGAAGGCAAAAUGGUCAAAUAACAAGUGACUCAUUGCAGGCGUGUUUUAUGGAUUAAUGGUGGUAUGGUUUGAGAGAAUGAGGAAGGAGAAUUGGAAAUGCAUAAUCCUUUAAUCCUGUACAUGGAAUUGAAUCUCAAUUAGCUUUUUCUCUCCUUUUUGCUGUUGACACAAAAUCUGCCUCAAAUCAGCUCCACAAACUGAUCUGUUACUGGAAUACCCCAGAAGCUCUUGCCCUCACACGGUUAUGUUGGAGUGAGGUUAUCAUGUAUGUGGAUACCACUACACCACGGUGCUGAACAACCAGAAGAACUGCCUUCUGGAAGCUGUUGUCAUAACACACUUAUUAGGCCAUGGCACAGUUGUCAUUAUUCUUGAUGUCCUGUUUGCUCUUGAGACUUGUUUGUUAAGUACGCCACGCCCUGUUGUGAAAGUACGGUGUGUGAGACACCAUUCAUGCAUAGAUAAUGUAAUGUUCGCAGAUGAAAAAGCAGGGGUACAUUAUAUUGUACAUAAUUCCUUUCAUUCAAUUUUUGAAUUUUUAAUGCUUGUUUAAACACAGGUGUUUUAUCGCAUCCUAUGAAUGCAUGUGAAUAUGCAGGAGUGUACAUAGCUACACAGAAGUCUAUUGUAAUAACAUAUCUUAAGGCCAAGAUUCAGGACUCUAUUCAAUCUGUAAAGCUGAAGCGUCAUGUCUGAUUGAGCUGACAUAUGCAGUGUUUACCGUGAAUCCAGUCUCCGCUAAACAGGAACCUUGCCUUGAAAUUAAAUCACUCUGUAAAGCUGAACUUCUGCGAUGGGGAUUGAAUAGAGCCCUCAAUCAGAUCAAGCGUUAAUCGGCGAUAGCCGACACCUGCAUAGCUGAUGUUUUGGCGUUGUCUGAACUGGGUUGGAGCGCUCAAAUCGUUGAGCAGCUGCUCUUGUUUUCUUUUUCAUGAAGCCACACCCAUCCCACUUGCAUUAGAAGUUCAGAACGAGAAAGUCUAGGCUAUAUAGAAAUAAUGAUGCUCAUUGAAAAUCAUUCAACAGAAUAUUAAGGAUUUUUAUCAGCCUAAUAGAGGUGUAGAUUCCAUUUCGCAUUCCAGUGUUCCAACUUGUAAACAAGGCUGCAUGGGAUUUCUCUUAAUGCGACUUUGCAGCCAAUGGCAAUGUCCCCUUUAGGUAUAAUGCCGGGAGCCACUUGUGGAUUUGACAGCUCCAACACAGUUCCACCUCGGACACCGUCAAAACAUCAGCUAUGUGGAUGGCAGCUAAUCCGGAUCUGAUUGAAUCGGACCCUUAGUUUGUGGUUGUGUAGAUUUCUAGUAUACGCCCUAAAUGUGUACAUAACAAAACAUUUCAAAACAUCAAUAUAUUAUAUAUUUUUUCUUUGUUCUACCCAAGAUGCAUUUACAAAUAAAAUUUUAAGAAGCGA